Messenger RNA from Cavia porcellus (domestic guinea pig), 3681 nucleotides. It is a transcript of the gene Hrh1, whose product is annotated as histamine receptor H1. Lineage: Eukaryota; Metazoa; Chordata; Mammalia; Rodentia; Caviidae. The transcript has 5 exons. Gene Ontology annotation, cellular component: dendrite; plasma membrane. Gene Ontology annotation, molecular function: histamine receptor activity; G protein-coupled serotonin receptor activity; neurotransmitter receptor activity. Gene Ontology annotation, biological process: chemical synaptic transmission; G protein-coupled receptor signaling pathway, coupled to cyclic nucleotide second messenger; positive regulation of vasoconstriction. The coding region runs from base 634 to 2163 and encodes 509 amino acids. The record is from RefSeq and is a predicted model, not a curated record.
GCACCACGCGCCGCGCACCCGGCACGGCGCUCCUAGCACUAAGCACCGAGCACAGAGCACCCGCACCAAACUUUCCCUGGAGCCGGCGCGGAAUAAGACACAAGCCACAGCGUUGCCACAGCAUCCAGAGAAACUGAAAGUCCUGUGACGAAUUGCGGCUGUGUAGCCUGUCAGAUGCAGCAUUUUCCAAACGUGGUUGUUUCCAGAAGUCAACAACACAAAGGACAGUGACUGUGACCGCAUGCGUUCCAGGGAGGGGCAGGACUCAGUUUCCAGCUCAGCACUGCCCACUCUGUAGUUCACUGGCAGCCACUGCAACCCAGCCCAGGCACCCUGAGGAACACAGGAAAGACUGCAGUCCGCCCUGUGCCUCCCGAUGUCCCUGCCUUGUAGAUAGGCAUGCACCACCACACCAGCUCAGAAAUGUUUAACUUUGAGGGACUCCGCUGAUCAGCUCUUCCUUCCCUGGAUCAAGUCUUUGAUGUACUACCUGGAAAGUCAUCAUGAAACCAAGCUUCUCAAACCAGGGAGACAAUAUGAUGCUUGCACAGGAGUCUGAUUUAUUUCAGUUUGAAAAAGAGACUGAGAGUGAAGGGGAGGAUAUGAAAGCUACUUGAAGGUCAUAGAAGAUAGAUGUCACUUGGACACCCAGCACUUGCGGAGGCUGAGUGGGGAGGAUUGCUGUCAGUUCCAAGGAAGCCCAAGCUACAUAGAAUGACCCCAGUGACCCUGUCCAAUUUCUCCUGGGCCCUGGAAGACAGGAUGUUGGAGGGCAACAGUACGACCACCCCCACCCGCCAGCUGAUGCCGCUGGUGGUGGUGCUAAGCAGCGUGUCGCUGGUCACCGUGGCGCUCAACCUGCUGGUACUGUACGCUGUGCGCAGCGAGCGGAAGCUGCACACAGUGGGCAACCUAUACAUUGUCAGCCUCUCGGUGGCCGACCUGAUCGUGGGUGCCGUGGUCAUGCCCAUGAGCAUCCUCUACCUCCACAGGUCUGCGUGGAUCCUGGGCCGCCCGCUCUGCCUCUUCUGGCUCUCUAUGGAUUAUGUGGCCAGCACAGCGUCCAUCUUCAGUGUCUUCAUCUUGUGCAUUGACCGCUACCGUUCUGUCCAGCAGCCUCUCAGGUACUUGAGGUAUCGGACCAAGACGCGUGCAUCUGCCACUAUCUUGGGAGCCUGGCUUCUCUCCUUCCUGUGGGUGAUUCCCAUCCUGGGCUGGCACCACUUCAUGGCCCCGACGUCAGAGCCCCGGGAGAAAAAGUGUGAGACAGACUUCUACGAUGUCACCUGGUUCAAGGUCAUGACUGCCAUCAUCAACUUCUACCUGCCCACCCUGCUCAUGCUGUGGUUCUACAUCCGGAUCUACAAGGCCGUACGGCGACACUGUCAGCACCGCCAGCUCAUCAACAGCUCCCUCCCUUCCUUCUCAGAGAUGAAGCUGAAGUUGGAGAAUGCCAAGGUGGACACCAGGAGGAUGGGGAAGGAGUCACCGUGGGAGGAUCCAAAAAGAUGCUCAAAAGAUGCCAGUGGGGUGCACACCCCAAUGCCAUCAUCCCAACACCUCGUGGACAUGCCAUGUGCAGCUGUCCUCAGUGAAGACGAGGGGGGAGAGGUGGGCACUCGGCAGAUGCCCAUGCUGGCAGUGGGAGAUGGCAGGUGCUGUGAAGCCCUGAACCACAUGCACAGCCAGCUUGAGCUGAGUGGACAGAGCCGGGCCACACACAGUAUCAGUGCUAGGCCGGAGGAGUGGACAGUGGUAGAUGGCCAGUCCUUCCCGAUCACAGAUUCCGAUACCAGCACUGAGGCGGCGCCCAUGGGUGGCCAGCCACGCAGCGGGUCCAACUCCGGCCUGGACUACAUCAAGUUCACGUGGAGGAGGCUGCGUUCACACUCGCGACAGUACACGUCAGGGCUGCAUCUGAACCGGGAGCGGAAGGCAGCUAAGCAGCUAGGGUGCAUCAUGGCAGCCUUCAUUCUCUGCUGGAUCCCCUACUUUGUGUUCUUCAUGGUCAUUGCCUUCUGCAAGAGCUGCUCUAACGAGCCUGUGCACAUGUUCACCAUCUGGCUGGGCUACCUCAACUCCACGCUGAACCCACUCAUCUACCCACUGUGCAAUGAGAAUUUCAGGAAGACCUUCAAGAGGAUCCUGCGUAUCCCCCCUUGAGGGUGCACCUGAGGGAGGCAGCCAGGGGUGGUGGCUUUGUGAUGGCCCUGGGGGUGGAGGGAGGGAGCCUUGUCUCACAGGUACCUGGGCCUCUCAGUGUGAGGCCCGGCUUGGUUAGGGCUGAGCAGGGCAGAAAAGGUCUCAGCGGGUGGCGCUUGAAGAAGAGCAAGUGGCAGGGAGCAGCAAAAAGACCCUGCUGGGAGCAGUGGGCAGGGGCCCUGCAAGAGCGCAGUGGACGCCUGUCUUCAGAGCCCACGGCUGGGCUGCCUCGAGCUCCUGCCUUAGGCUUUCUUACACACACGUGGCUCAGAGUUGGCAGGAACUUCUGCAGCAUGCAUACCCAUGUUUUCCACCCCAGCUUCCCUUGGGUUCUUCAGUAUUUGGGGACAAAAGCCGCCUUCCAAAGAAAAAAUACAGGAAGCGAUUUGAAGGGCUGCAUGUUCAAAGCAAAGGCUGGGACUGUGGGGAGAAUGGCCGAUGUCCCAGGGCCGGACCAUGCAGGGACCAUUGGUGUUCCCCGACACCGCGACACCAUGAGAGGAGGCAGCGUGUGAUUUCCAGCUUUUGGAGGAGCAGACCAAGGUCCAGCCAGCCAGGAGUGAAGGUCUUGAAGCUAGGUGUGUGAGAAAGUCAGAGCAGAAACUUGGCAUGGGGGUUGGGAUGGGCUUCCAGUUUGUCCUAACCCUUUCUCCAAAAGGCAGAAAUGUGUCAUAUUACACACCCACCCCUACGCACAAGAUUCCCAAGAGCAGCGACAGUUCCCAAAAUGACAUGCAGGGAGGAAGAGCAGCUGCGGUGGAGCUCAUCUGCAGCCACAGACAAGACCCUUUGAAGGGACACUGUUGCCCGCAAGUCAAGAGGUCUUCAUGCUCUCUUAGAGUCUCCCCGUGGAGCUGAAGCAGCUGAGCUGUAGGACAUGCGGUGUACGUGAUGCUUACAUCACCACUGGUUGUGAUUUAUAUUUUAAAACUGUGUGUGUAGCAAGUGGAAGUGCCCAUCUACACAGGUCUCCUGUGUCUUGUGUUCCUGUGUACGUGACCUGUUCAAUUUUUACCUCCCUAAAGUAUGCUCUUCAAAAGGAUACUGUUCUGUGAUUUGUUUAUUUUCUUCCUUUUGGAGUUCCUUGGGCAGAAAAAUGUACUGUAAAGUGCUAAAGAGCAUGACAGAACUCUAGUGGGGUUCUGUUUGCUUCCUGGUCAUGUCUGUAAGUGCCUUUCCUAAAGGACUGUAGAACAUUCACUCUCCUGCUUUGGUUCCCGGAAAGUUCUUCAUGCUCCAAAUUGCAGAGCUGUGGAGACUUUAUUCGUGGUGUCAGAAGCUGCCAUUGCCAAGUGAGAUUGGGGCUUCAGAACCAGAGAAACCUCGAGUGACUGCGGCUUGCCCAUAGGUCCAUGUGUCCAGUGUGGGGACCCCACCCCCAGCAACAGGGAAAGAAAUAAGGGGGUGAGCCUUGUUAGGGGGUGGGAGCGCUGGAUUUGGGUCUGACAAGAACAAUAAACAGAUACUUUGAGAAUCUAA